This is a messenger RNA of Ixodes scapularis (black-legged tick), 300 nucleotides long. RefSeq lists its product as uncharacterized. The record is from RefSeq and is a predicted model, not a curated record. The transcript is spliced from 5 exons. Lineage: Eukaryota; Metazoa; Arthropoda; Arachnida; Ixodida; Ixodidae. The coding region runs from base 1 to 300 and encodes 99 amino acids.
AUGAAGAUUGCUUUGGUAUGCAGCCUGGUGCUUGGCGCCGCUUUCGUUGUGAAAGCCUGCGACCUCUGCGCCAUGGAGCCCGAGAAGAUGGCUACUACCGUGACUUGCAUGAGUGAAAAGAUAUCCAAUGAGCUGAAGGAGAAACUUAUGGUGCUAAACAAGGACGGACUGUCGCUUCCGGAGUUCAUCAAGAAGAACUGUGAUGCGGGAACUGAUUUUAAAGCAGUUUUGGAGAAUACCCUGAGCGAGGAAGAGAUGGGUUCAAUGAAGAAGGCUUAUGACGAGUGCACCGCCGCCUAG